Messenger RNA from Gigantopelta aegis, 2887 nucleotides. Its product is annotated as protein lin-9 homolog. The transcript has 17 exons. Gene Ontology annotation, molecular function: DNA binding. Bases 9 to 1709 code for a protein of 566 amino acids. Lineage: Eukaryota; Metazoa; Mollusca; Gastropoda; Neomphalida; Peltospiridae. The record is from RefSeq and is a predicted model, not a curated record. Gene Ontology annotation, cellular component: transcription repressor complex; nucleoplasm. Gene Ontology annotation, biological process: DNA-templated transcription; regulation of cell cycle; regulation of transcription by RNA polymerase II.
CCACCAAAAUGGCGGCAGAGGAAAGUGUUGAAAAUUCAGCCAAGGCUCUUGUCACUAUGAAGGAAGGAAAGGGAAAUUCCUUUAGUACACCUCCAAGAAGAGGAAAUCCCGAAAGAAUCAGAAAGAAGAAUCAAAAAUAUUUCAAUGAAGAAGAGGACACAAAUUUCUCCCCUGUGAAAAGUUCUGAAAAGUCCAACAGGCAGCAGUCGACAGGAGCUUCCAGAAUAAGAAAGAGAACAUCGAAAGUUUAUUCUGAAGAGGAUGACAAACUUUACUCUCCUUCCAAGUCUCCCAGGAAGUCCAAGUCUUCAUACUCAGUCCCUUCAUACGCUAGAUCAUCUUUGUCUACUAUGGACAAGCGUCUAGCUCAGUCUGUUGGCGUACGACUGCGAAAUCUGCUCAAACUUCCAAAAGCACACAAGUGGGUGUGCUAUGAGUGGUUUUACUCAAAUAUUGAUGCACCCCUGUUUCUUGGACAGAAUGACUUUUCUAUUUGUGUGAAAGAAUCAUUUCCCCAGCUCAAGUGUAGAAAGUUGUUGCGCGUUGAAUGGUGUAAAAUCCGCAGACUUAUGGGAAAGCCAAGAAGAUGUUCUCCAGCCUUCUUCAUAGAAGAACGAGCAACCCUGGAUGAAAAGAGAGAGAAGAUACGUUUGCUCCAGCAGCGUAAAUUGCAAGAAUUUCAGAAUCUUAAAGAUUUGCCUGAGGAGAUUCCUUUGCAUCUGGUUAUUGGUACAAAAAUCACAGCUCGGUUGCGGAAGCCCCAGGAUGGCUUGUUUACAGGAACAAUAGAAGCUCUUGACACUGUUGACAGUUCAUACAGAGUGAUAUUCGACAGACCUGGUCUUGGCACACACUCUAUUCCUGAUUACGAAGUGUUGAGUACAGAGGAAUCGGAAACAAUUCCAUUGUCAUCUUUUCAAAAGAAGUCACGACCUCGGCCGGGUGUGUUUUCCCCUCCAAGAUUCAUUCCAGGUUUAUCAUCUCCUAGUCAACACCUGAAUGAUGAUCCAUUACUGAGUGGUUCCCCUUUCAAGGGUCGACUGAUGAGUUUAGAGGGAGGAACUUAUGGCGGGUUUCCCAUCAAGUUUCUUGUCUUAGUGACUCGUUUGUCCAAGAUUUUAGCAAUAAAGAAGGACUGGAUUCGUCAAUUAAAAGAAAUGAAUACUCAAGCUGAGAAAUCAACCUGUGCUUUGUUCCUGCAGCGGUCGUACCAGCAGCCCCUGUGUGUGGAGUUUCAGAAGAAGUAUGCUCACAUUGUGCUGGAGCUUGACAAGCUGAACAAAGACCUCAACGAUUACCUCGUCGGAGUACAGCAAUACUGUCAAGAGAUUGCACCAGACCAUGGACUGAUGCCAGUUGAUCAGCCAUCAGAGAUUAGAAAGAAAUGUGAGGAGGAAGCACAAGUAAUGGUGAGCCGAAUCUGUCAGGCAAUGUUCUACAACAAGAAGACGGCGAAGAAUGAGAGAAUUCUCUCACUUGUUGGCAGCCUGACUUCAUUGAUGUUGCAAGUUCGGACCUUUUCCGAACAUGAUUUCAACUCGUUUGAAUUCAAGUCUUUAACAGACAGCUUGUCCGAUAUUAGAGAAACUCUGGAUGGGAAUAGCAUCAACUCCUUUCAGAACAAUGUUGAGAUUCACAUUAACCACAUAGAGAGUGGUUUAAGCCAGAUGGGCAACCUUCAUGCAUUUGCUUCAUCCCUGACGAGCUGAAACCCACAACUCAGUCUUCUCGUGCUACGUUCAACAGGUCACGUCCAGUGUGCACUGCUGUCACCAGCAAGUGAACAGGCACAGGAGUGGAAAAUAGAACAGAAAUAUAUGCUCUUUUGUAUGUUAGACAUGACAGCUGGAGAAUUGUCGAUAAUUCUCUCAUGUUUGUUUUAAACAAUCGACACUGUAUUCUUUGGCAGAUGGUGUUUGCAUUUCUGAAUGCAUUUUGUAAGUGAAAGAUGUUUACUGGUUAAAUAACUUACGAAAACAAAUGUGUUAUGCCUCGACACAGUAAUGUUUGGCAUUUAUGAAGAGUAGAUUUGAUUUUUCACUUGAACAUGUGUUAGUUUGGGAAACCAUCCCAGUUGUUUAAGCAGUGCACUUCAAAUUAAAGUUUAUUUUGUUUAACCUCAUCAUAAGAUCACAUGGAUUAAAAAUCAUCAGCUACCGUAUGUCAAACAUUUGGUUGGGACAGAGAAUGGGUCCACCGAGGGGUUUCGAUCCUACAACCCAAGUAUGUUAGGCGCGUGCUACACCAACUGAGCUACCUGUAGAUCUCGCCCACCAUUUGCACUUACAAGUUUACUAGGUACAUAAUAAAUGUUACUGAACUUACAUGCUACACUGUGUAACACAAGCUACACUAAAACACUGGUUUAUCAAGUUUAGACCUAUUGCUGACCUACAUGGUAUGUUACAUUGUAAAAAUGUAUCCUAAUAAUGAGGUGAGCAGGUUAUGUAACCUAAGUAGGGUGGCUACAUAAUUACAGAAAAAAAAAGAUAAUAAUACAUUAGGAUAAUUUAUUGAUGUUCGUUUGUAGGUGCUUUCUUUAGGACUGUCUUGUUUUUUAAAACAAUAGUGUGCAAUAAGAUGAAUUCUGUUAUGUUGACAGAUGAUGAGAAAUAGCUAUGAGACAAAAUGAAUUUUUUUCCCCACUUAACACUUUAAUUUUAUGUAAUAAAAUACUUUAUACAGGUUGCAUCACAUGCAGAUCAGUCUUUUCAAAAUUUAUUAUAAUUGUUGUGGAAAGUAAUAUAUGCAUUUAUAAUAUGUACUGUAUAAAAAGCAUUGUAUGUAAAUCAGUUUCUGUUUGUUAUUUCAGUGUGAAAUGUAGUUUCAUUGAUCCAUUGACUUCAUUAACCUAAUUACAUGCAUACAUUAAACUCAUUACAAACAA